ACUCGCCCCUGUCCACUGCUGCGGCUCACCGCCAGUAUGAUCCCUAACGCUGUCUUCCUCACACUAUCUGUUUGUUUGGGCCUGUUUUGCCCGACUGCCUCCUCUCAUGGGAGAUCUGCUAAGAAGGCAGGCUGCUUCAGAGUCAACAGCUGCAAAUGCAUCAUGGAGAAUGGCAGCGGAGUUAUAAACCUGAAGGCUAUGGGAGAUGCAGACGGCUUCCUGGGUCGUUUGAAGCCCGUGGCAGCGGGCAGUGUGGUCCCGGUGGACACAGAAGUCCUCGUGUCCUUCAGCCCCUGCCAGCAUUUCUCCCUGCCGGAUGACUUCACAGGAAGUGACUGCACCGAUGUCGCAGCAUGCCUCAUUGUCAGGGAUCACAGGCUCGGCGGACACAUCAGCCAGUAUAUCAACUAUGGAAACCAUGAAGGGAACAAGUUCUACUACAACGACACACUAAAGCUGCUGUCUGUCUCCUACUUUGCUCACAACAAGGACCCAAUGACAGUCGUGCAUUACCACUGUAAUCCAAAUCAGUCCACGUCUGUCAUCCAAGAGCAGAGCCUGAGCAGCAGGGAGCCCCUGCAGAUCUGGGUGGAGAGCCUCUGUGCUUGUCCAAAUGCCUGUGCCGUGGGAGACCUGGGUCUAGGCACCAUCUUCCUCAUCAUCCUCUCCUUCAGUGCAGCUGCAUACUUCCUCCUUGGCUCCUGUGCACUGAGACCCUUUCGCAGCAGCAGUGGUGCCCAGAUCUCUCCAGAGCACAGUGUGUGGUGCAUGAUCUGCUACCUGUGUGCUGACAGGAGGCCAGCAAGAAGACACUACACAGAUGCGACAGAUUGCAGGCAGGACGACGAACACUGCAGCUCGCCUCAGCCUGGCUCUAUUCUACAGUGUGCUUAAAGCAUAAUGAGAAAAAUCACACACCUCUUACAGAACAAGUCAGACCCUACAGUUGUUUUGUUGAAUCCUUAAUAACAGACACUUUAACACUAUCAACCAGCAGUGACGAUAGCAAUAACAUACUG
Molecule: messenger RNA, 1019 nt
Organism: Pelmatolapia mariae (spotted tilapia)
Lineage: Eukaryota; Metazoa; Chordata; Actinopteri; Cichliformes; Cichlidae
Exons: 4
Coding region: 37-894 (285 amino acids)
Source: RefSeq, a predicted model, not a curated record